Messenger RNA from Amphimedon queenslandica, 1265 nucleotides. RefSeq names its product glycerol-3-phosphate dehydrogenase 1-like protein. Gene Ontology annotation, biological process: carbohydrate metabolic process; glycerol-3-phosphate catabolic process. The record is from RefSeq and is a predicted model, not a curated record. Gene Ontology annotation, molecular function: glycerol-3-phosphate dehydrogenase [NAD(P)+] activity; NAD binding; protein homodimerization activity. Lineage: Eukaryota; Metazoa; Porifera; Demospongiae; Haplosclerida; Niphatidae. Gene Ontology annotation, cellular component: cytosol. Bases 90 to 1118 code for a protein of 342 amino acids. The transcript has 10 exons.
GAGACAGUUAGAAAAUUAAUUUUUGUGAUUGAACCCCGCCAGCUCGCCUCCGGUUACGUCUACGUAUUCUUCCGCUUAUCACUUUAAAAAUGGCGGCUCCCAAGAAGGUGGCUAUUGUUGGCUCUGGCAAUUGGGGAUCAGCCAUAUCAAAGAUAAUUGGCCUAAAUGCACAGGGCAGUAGCAACUUUGACACGACUGUUAACAUGUGGGUAUUUGAAGAAAUGAUUGAUGGAGAGAAGCUCUCAGAAAUAAUAAAUACAAGACAUGAGAAUGUGAAGUACCUCCCUGGAGAGAAGCUGCCAGAGAAUGUGGUUGCUAUCACGAGUGUUGUUGAGUCUGUCAAAGAUGCUGACAUUUUAAUAUUUGUUCUACCUCAUCAGUUUGUCAAAGGUGUUUGUGAACAGAUCAAAGGUCACGUAAAACCAGGAGCUUUCGCCUGCUCCUUAAUUAAAGGUGUCGAUGCUACACAGGGAGGAAUACAGUUAGUAUCACGGAUAAUAUACAAGACACUGGGUAUGGAUGUAUCAGUACUCAUGGGGGCUAAUAUCGCCUCUGAAGUCGCUCGGGGAGACUUCUGUGAAUCAACACUAGGUUCAAGGAAUGCUGAUAAUGCUCAGCUCCUUUAUGAGUUGUUUCAUCGUGACCAUUUCAGGAUAUCAAUCACUCAGGAUGCUGCUACUGUUGAAGUCUGUGGAGCAAUCAAAAAUAUCAUUGCUAUUGCUGCUGGAUUCUGUGAUGGAUUGGGUUAUGGGUCCAGUACUAAAGCUGCUGUCAUGCGUAUUGGUAUGAUGGAGAUGUGGCAGUUUGCCACUAAUUAUUACAAAGGAGUCCAGCUAGGUACCUUUCUUGAGAGCUGUGGGUUCUCCGACGUCAUUGCUACUUGCUAUGGAGGAAGGAACAGGAAAGUAGCUGAAGCUUUUGUCACUGCCAAUAAGACUAUUGAAGAGUUGGAGAAGGAAAUGUUGAAUGGCCAGAAGCUACAAGGCCCUCUUGCUUCGUAUGAAGUUCAUCAACUCCUCAAGAAAGAAGACAAAGAGAAAGAUUACCCUCUAAUGACUGCAGUCUACAGGAUAUGCUAUGAAGGGGCUCCUGUUACAGACUUCUUGAAGAUGAUAUAAAUAAAUAUAAAAUGUGAUAUUUAAGUCUCUUAUUAUUACCAUAUAUUAUGUAUUCUAGACCCAGUGACAUUAAUCAUAGAACUUGUAUGUGUAGGACAUAACAUCUGUAAUGUAUUAGAAGCAAAAAAUAGUUUUAAAUUUAUCUUA